CACAUCAACAACUACGAAGUACAACGUCUUUUACUCCCACGCGAGCACCUCUACCGCCAUAAUCCGGUGCCUUCUUCUUGUCACAGCACCGCUGGCCAGCUCAGACGAUGCCUCUCGUGGCGCGGUAGCAAGCCUUUGCAGCAUAUCCCGUCUGGCCGACGUCUUUGCACUCAAGCGACUCACUUAUCCCACGGUGUGAUCCGGCAGGCGCAACGAUGCGCCACGGCCAGUUCACCAGCGUUCUGAGAGGCAGUCUACCAUCUUGCCAGAGGCCCCAGCGGCACACUAUCCAGCCGUCAUGGAAGCUCGCGCUGCAGCCCUCCCUCACACCACAUCCCGGCGUCCGCUGUAAUAAUGGCUUCCGUCGACCUCACUCCACGACGACACCACGGCCCGGCCCACACUCUACUACUCCCAAGCAAGCGAGGGCCUUUCCUCCGCUCUUGAUCCUUGGCCUCCUCCUCGGCGGCACCGUCUACUAUCUCGCCGCGCCCCCCUCCAAGCCCAAGACGCUCAACAACGAAACCUUCGUCCCCUACACCAUCACCGCCCGCGAGGCCAUCUCACCCACCUCCGUCGUCCUCACCGUCGCGCCGCACGCUCGGGACCCCUCCCCGCCGCACCUGCAGCCCGGAACGUCCCGCUGGAAGCACCCGCUCUGGUCCGUCGAGUUCAAGCAACCCGAGGUGCAAAUCGCGCGGCACUACACCCCGCUGCCACCGCCGCUGCGGACCGCUGCCGUCGAUGAGGAGGGGGAGGCCCGCAAUGAGGACGACACGCUGCGGUUCUACGUGCGCGCCGUCAGCGGCGGCGAAAUGUCAAACUACCUGAGCCGUCUAGGCGUCGGGCGCGACGUCUGGCUGCGGGGCCCGCACGCUGGGUUCGACGUGCUGCCCAGGCUGGGCCGCUGCGGGCGCGUCGUCUUCCUCGCCGGUGGGACGGGCCUCGUGCCGGGCAUGCAGGUCGCGCGCGCGGUGCUCGACCACAGCGAGGACGCGACCGUGAGCCUGCUCUGGGCCGUGAGGAAGCGGGAGGAGGUGCAGCAGCAGGUGGCCCUGCCGCCCGCAACGACGACGACGACGGCUCCGUGGUGGCGGCGGUGGCUCUGGACAUCCCCCAAGGAGCCGACGGAGCUGCGGGCCGACAUGGAAUCGCCGAGCCACAUCGCGGCGCACCUCAAGGAGAUGAAGGCCAAGUACGGCGACCGGCUGGACGUGCGCGUGGCCGUCGACGAGGAGGGCAGCAAGUUCCGCGACGGCGACAUCCGCAGGGCACUACUGCUCACGGGUUCUGGCUCUCCGGUCAUGCAGCACAGCUCAAGGGGGGCCGGUUGCCGGCUCCACGAUCAGCGGCUGCACGAGCGCGCAUCUGAGUUCGAGACACACGGUGGAACGGCGGCAUGUCAGUGCGCUGACUCGGGCGACGACGCCGCUGCCGCCCAGGAGGCGGUAGGCAAGAAUCUCUUCAUGGUGUCCGGCCCAGACGGCUUCGUCGCGCACUACGCGGGGCCCAAGGUCUGGCUGGGGGGCACGCUCACGCAGGGGCCCGUGGGAGGCGUCGCGGCGGAGCUGCAGAGACGGGAUGGGAGGCUGGCGCGGGACUGGCUUGUAUUAAAGCUGUGAUGAUGAAUGCACGUGUGCGCGUGUGAGAGUCGUCUACGGACGGAAGAGUGUAGUAUACCACGGAUGGCGUUGAUCACAUAAGACGAUCUGGACACCCUUCGGGAUGC
Purpureocillium takamizusanense is the source of this 1729-nucleotide messenger RNA. It is a transcript of the gene CYC2, whose product is annotated as mitochondrial peripheral inner membrane protein. Lineage: Eukaryota; Fungi; Ascomycota; Sordariomycetes; Hypocreales; Ophiocordycipitaceae. The record is from RefSeq and is a predicted model, not a curated record. Gene Ontology annotation, molecular function: oxidoreductase activity. The transcript has a single exon. Bases 216 to 1622 code for a protein of 468 amino acids.